Trachymyrmex cornetzi is the source of this 666-nucleotide messenger RNA. Its product is annotated as zinc finger protein 614-like. Gene Ontology annotation, molecular function: DNA-binding transcription factor activity, RNA polymerase II-specific. The coding region runs from base 1 to 666 and encodes 221 amino acids. The record is from RefSeq and is a predicted model, not a curated record. The transcript has 5 exons. Lineage: Eukaryota; Metazoa; Arthropoda; Insecta; Hymenoptera; Formicidae. Gene Ontology annotation, biological process: regulation of transcription by RNA polymerase II. Gene Ontology annotation, cellular component: nucleus.
AUGGCAUCUCUUCCGACGCGGCGACGCGGCGGCAUUGGCGACGUGCCGUCGCGGAUGCCGCCGGGUACUACCGCACUAGCAUUACUCGACGAGAGUCCAUAUAAAGAACACGCGCAAGCGGGCAGAUUUAACGAGCCGCUUACGAUCGCCAGGUAUUUGCGAAUUAUCAAGCGCGAUAGAGACAUCACGGGAACGACAUCCUCUCGCGAUAUUAUGGCGUCGACCGGAGGCUUCACGGAGGGUAACCGCGAGACUACUUGUGGCAGUGGUCACGCGAGUUCCGGAGAUUGGCAGAAUUUACCCAAACCCACGAUAGACCCACGAAGCAUUCUGACAUCAAUGAAAGAUCGUAUAAAUGUGAAACAUCCAGCUAUAUUUAAACGUUUAGACGACCUUAAACGGCAUACAAAAAUACAUGCAAGCGAGAAACCACAUGUUUGCGAGAUUUGCGGCAAAGCCUUCAGUACGAAAUAUUACAAAGAUAGUCAUUGUUUGAUACAUAGCGAUAAAAAGCCUUAUGAUUGUUCGAUGUGUGGCAAGAAUUACACCACAAGAUCAUCACUUCUUGUACACAUGAAAAAUAAGGGUCACACAAGUAGCACCACCUGUAUAAUAAGUCAAGAACAAACUGUAACUGACAACGAAAUAGGUCAAGUACAAUUAUGA